AGUACGCGGCAAAUGGCGGAGACGCUGAGGAGAGUGCUAAACUUGGGCAGCACGGCGGGCCCCGGGAAGAACACAGCUGAGGCCGAACCACCUUUGCUGCUGCUCGGCGGUCCAGGCUCUGGAAAGACAGCGCUGCUAUUCGCGGCGGCCCUGGAGGCGGCAGGGGAAGGCCGAGGCCCGGUCCUCUUCCUCACCCGGAGGCCUCUUCAAAGCCUGCCCCGCAGGACUGGACCGGCGCUCGAACCACUGCGAUUACAAAAGAUCCGCUUCCAAUACCCACCCUCAACCCGUGAGCUCCUCCGGUUUCUGUGCUCUGCCCAUGAGGCCCGUGGACCAGCCCCCUCACUCUUGCUGCUUGAUGGCCUGGAGGAGUACCUAGUAGAAGACCCUGGGUCCCAGGAAGCCGCCUACCUGGCUGCCCUGCUUCUGGACACAGCUGUCCACUUCAGCCACCGGGUUGGGCCUGGCCGGGGCUGUGGGCUCAUUGUGGCCCUCCAGACCCAGGAGGAAGGAGGUGACAGUGGAAAUGCUCUGCAGCUGGCACUCCUUCAGAGGUAUUUCCCUGCCCAGUGCUGGCUGCAGCCGGAUGCAGCAGGCCCAGGACAGUGCUGCCUCCGAGCCUCCCUGGAGCCAGGUGGGCUGGGCCCCAGGGAAGAAUGGUGGGUGACUUUUCAACCAGAUGGAGAGAUGACAGUCACCCGAUGGCCCACCCAGGCGGUUGACACCAGCUCGCACAAAGGUUCAAACUCUGGAGGCCAACCUUGAGCUUUGGAGUGUGACAACUUCUCCAUGCCUGUUUCCCUGUCUGGAACACCUACCUCAGUUCAGUUCAGUUCAGUCACUCAGUCGUGUCCAACUCUUUGCGACCCCAUGAACCGCAGUACACCAGGCCUCCUUGUUCAUCACCAACUCCCAGAGUUUACCCAAGACAGUUGCAAAUUCAAAGACCUUAAGAUCGUAAAGUGCUUUUUCUCUCGUAAAUAUACCAUUAUCCUGUAUAUAUUGUGCCCAGCCAAUAUAUUGUUUAAUUUUUCUGUUUUUAAUUUUAUAAAGAAGAAUUUCAUGAUAAAUGUAAUCUGAAACUUCCCUCUCAACACUGGUACUAAGAUUCCCCCACAUUUUCAUUCAUUCCUUUUUCCAUACUGCAUGUAAUUCCAUGAGUGACUAUACCCUAAAUUAGGUAUGAUCAGAUUGACUUAUUUACUACUAUUAACACUCAUACACAUAUCCUGGUCCAUGUGUGUGAGGGUUUUUAGGGUACAUAUCUAAAAGUGGAAUUGCUGGAAUAGAAGGUAUGCUUUCCUAGGUUAUGUCAAACUUUUAAAAAGCAGUUAAGCCAAAAACUUCCAAUGAGCCGCUUGAUUGACCUUUGGUGUCAUCAGAGUGCUUUCUUAGAACCAGAUUCGGAAUAAAGCCUUAGGAAUUAAUGUUAGUAUUAUUAGUGGCAGAGACUAGCUAGCUGCACGUUAAACAGCUCUUCUCGCUUGGGUGCACAGCUGAACUACAUUUCCCAGCUGUCCAUGGUUCUUACGGAAGUCACAUGCCCAUUUCUAGCCAGCAGAAUUUGUGAAGAAGAGGUGGCGCCCACCUCCAGGCUACAUCCCUAAAGUGGCCCACAAAAAUCUUCUGCUGUCUCUCUCUUGUUGGCUGGAAGGAUGCAAA
Messenger RNA from Bubalus bubalis (water buffalo), 1662 nucleotides. RefSeq names its product SWIM-type zinc finger 7 associated protein 1 (gene SWSAP1). Gene Ontology annotation, cellular component: Shu complex. The coding region runs from base 13 to 765 and encodes 250 amino acids. The transcript is spliced from 2 exons. Gene Ontology annotation, biological process: double-strand break repair via homologous recombination. The record is from RefSeq and is a predicted model, not a curated record. NCBI's taxonomy places the organism in Eukaryota, Metazoa, Chordata, Mammalia, Artiodactyla, Bovidae. Gene Ontology annotation, molecular function: single-stranded DNA binding.